AGCCUGAAACAGUGGCCUGAAAUAAGAUAGGGAAAGAGCAUUGGAGACAAAUCGGGAUCUCAUUACACAGAUUGCGCAUGUGUGCUGUCAAUACCUAUUCAAGGGUAUAUAAUCAACCUAUUUUUAUUGUGAACAUUGUGCAGAUAAUGCAGUCACAGUGGUAGUAACAAUUUUGUUAAGACUGUGGACAACGCUGUGGACGCACUGUAGUGGAUCUGUCACCACUCUGAAUGCUGCAAUUUUAGUCCUUAAAAAAACAGUCGACCUCAGUUAUUUUCCAUAUGAAAAUCAAAUAGUAAAAGUAUCUUUUAAUGUCAUGGUCAAUCUGAAAUUCCACCAAUCUUCCGGAGACAGACGAACGGCCCCCUAGCAUUCGGGCUCAUAUUUGACUCAAGCGGUAGCGGUGUUUGCCGAGUGCCGGACUGCAGAGGCCGAACUUUCAGCAAAAGCCGUCUGCACGAGGGCAGGUAUAUGGAUGAGAGUUGUCCUGAGAGUGGAAAAGUUAAAAUUUACGUACAGUGAAAAUUAUACAGAAAUAAAUAUCAAUUAUCAUACAAUCAACGUAUAUGGCUUCUGUCGAAGAAUUAGAUCAGUUGGACAGCGGAAUGGGCAGCAGUGACGCGCGCUCUCCAGAAGUAAAGUCGAUCCUCCCGGACGACGAUGAAGAUGAGGAGGAGGAUGAGAGCAUUGUUGAACGGUUAGCCGGUCUCACAGAAAUGUUCCCUGAGGAUGUGCGACGACUGGGAUGUACUGUCGGCUCUAGUCUCUGCAGUUUUGUAAAAGGAUUGUAUGGAUUUUCCUGUUCAGCAACUUGGCUGUUUUUUAGCUCGACAGCAAUCCUAUUUGGGCCAAUAAUAUUUGAAGUAGAGCGAGCACAAAUGGAAGAAGUGCAGCGAACGCAACAGAAACAGGUCUUGCUAGGGCCAAAUUCCGCAGUUUCUAACAUGGGCUCACCUGGCCUUCCAAUGUCUCCGCCUGUACAACGAUAGGCUGUGGUGUACUGCAGCUCAAUCCGAUGUGCAUUGAGUUUCUCUACUCAAUCGUAACACUACGAUAACUAACCAUUAUUUUCUCAAACAUUGUACAAGUUGUGCGUAGAUUCAUUACUACUUGGCCAAAACUCCGGCAAACAUAUACACAUUAAACAAAUUGUAUGAGUAUUUGUAGUUCCAAAGUCUCUCGAAAUGGGUUCAUAUCAUUUCAUGGCAUUUAAGAAUAACAUAGAGGUUUAUGGGAGUGGGGAAUACAAGAUUCAGAUUGGUUCUGACUUUUCUUUGGAAGGUAAAAAUGACGCAGCUGCUCUAGUGACGAAAUAAAUUUAUUAUAAUUGCAGUGGUCAGAUUUACUUGUGCAGUACAUUAUUUUCUCGGAGUCGUUCUUGUCAUCGCGGUAAUGCUAGUUGAUACGUAAAGCGAGGCUUUCUGACAGUUAUUAGGUUUCAUUUUAUGCAAUGUAACAAUAUUCGUUACAUAUCCUCAGAUCAAUUAAUUGUAUAAAUAUUUUUAACUAUACUUAAAAUUCUUGCUGCUAUCGUUGGGGUAGACCAUAGUUCAUAUUUAGUUAUGUCUGUACGAUAUUCUCACUUUUUGUUCGAAUGUUAACAAAAAAGCAAAUAAAAUGUUAGUCAAUUGAACAACAACGUAUCGAAAACCUUAUACAAAAAAAAAAGGAAAGGAAUAGAAAAAAUAGGUCUUCAAAAAAGUCAUCAAGCAUAUGAUUAUUAACUAUUAUGGAUGGAUAAACGGAAUGAAAAAUAAUUAGAUGUACUCCGGUUAUUAAGCAUUGAUAUAUUAUCACAGAAAAUGUGUCCAUUGCAAUAAAUUGCGUUAUCAUGA
Athalia rosae (coleseed sawfly) is the source of this 1835-nucleotide messenger RNA. RefSeq names its product mitochondrial import receptor subunit TOM22 homolog (gene mge). The transcript is spliced from 4 exons. Gene Ontology annotation, cellular component: mitochondrial outer membrane. Lineage: Eukaryota; Metazoa; Arthropoda; Insecta; Hymenoptera; Athaliidae. Gene Ontology annotation, biological process: intracellular protein transport. Bases 567 to 989 code for a protein of 140 amino acids. The record is from RefSeq and is a predicted model, not a curated record.